This is a messenger RNA of Hyposmocoma kahamanoa, 6668 nucleotides long. RefSeq names its product protein winged eye (gene wge). Bases 1 to 4776 code for a protein of 1591 amino acids. The record is from RefSeq and is a predicted model, not a curated record. NCBI's taxonomy places the organism in Eukaryota, Metazoa, Arthropoda, Insecta, Lepidoptera, Cosmopterigidae. The transcript has 14 exons. Gene Ontology annotation, molecular function: chromatin binding.
AUGCGGGGCGGGGCGGCGGGGCGCGCCCGCUGUCGCCCGCCCUCUGACCUACACUCAGGUGUCGCCCGGUUCCCUCUCUACUCGUUGUUCCCGCAGGGCGGAAGCCGCCCCACCAUCCAUAAAGUGACGACAGAGAGUCUGUUUACGACCUCUUUGUCGGCGUUCGGCGUGCCCACACCGCCGUCGAACUCGCAGUACUCGCCGCUGCAGUUGGAGCUCGUCAACUGCAGCCAGAGAGUGCUCGUCACGGAAAAGGAGAGCAGCAAAAUGGAGGAGGCGAAACUGGGCAAGUGCAUGACGGAACAGCUAUGCUGCCCGGACCAGAGGCAGAUCAUCGAUGGACUCGGUAUGAUGCAGCCGCUCACCAUCAAGACCGAGCAGGCCAAACGAUCGUGCAAUACCUGUCUUACUAACUCACCGAAAAAGGUGAUCCACACAGACGGUGGAUGCAGUCGUACAAACCCAGUGACCUGGCUCGGCGUGACCGGCCAGAACGUUCAAGUGCAAGUGAAAAGAGAACCUCAACAUCUGCACGUUUCGGAACUAGUGGCUGUCAAGCUGGAGCAGGCAUCACCAGGGAACAAGCCUGAGCCACCUGCCAUACCUGCUUCUUUGAAUAAUGGAUCAAUUCCUGUUGGCAUUGCGGUCGCUAGGCCAAAGGACAACCAACGCAUGCACGACCUUGGCACCACGUCAUUCUGUUGUCAUUCCGCCACAGACGCAGCGCAGGCGGCCAUGACGGUGGGCGUGGCCAACAUGGUCUGCGACGACCGCUCCGCCCCAUUGGCGUGGCCCGCUCCGCCCGCGCCCGCGCCCCCCGCUCCGCUCUGGCAGUACCCCACUGCUCAAGUAUCAAUGGAGAGUAUGAUGGUGGGCGGAGUGGGUGUUGGUGGAGUCGGUGCGGUCGGCGGUGGCAUGUCCUCAGUUGGUGGCUUCCAGCUCGUCAGGGACCCGGCAUCAGGAGCUUUAUUACUUCUACCAACACCUACAGACUUGUCCCACGCAGUCGUUUGGGGAGGAGUGCCCUACUCUUCCGCACCAUUGCUACUCCCUCCCGCUCCUCAUCCUUCACAUCACCUCCAGUUACUAUCAGGAGACAUACUCGCCUCGACAGCAACAUUACAACAUACACAUACGCACUCGACUAGACUUGUAACUCUGGCCCCGGCUCCUCAGCCGCAACAGCAUUCAGUAACUCACACAGCGGACAAACGAAAGCCAAUGAUCCAACCACUUAUUACACCACAUACCUUAAUCAAGAUCGAACCAGAGCCAAUGCAAGAAAAACCGCAGCCUACCUUCGUGUCUGAACCUGUGCAACAACCAUUGUUGACGACGAAUAUGUACUACCAACCCGACUUCUCAGAGCAGCCUUGCAGAAGUCAAGCGACAUCACCUGCUGCACCGCCCACAUCACCACCUGAGGCUCCUGAAGGCCCAGCUCAUAAAGAUGCUUCUAACCAAACGGAUCAUAUUGAUGACGAAGAUGAGUCACCUAACCACGCAGAUGAAGAUGAAAGAGAUGUCGCCUGUGUAGGUGUUGCACAUUUCCCUGAAGAAUCUAUGGUACAGGCACACACAUUAAUGCCACCGUCUAUAGACAGCGCUGAAGAUUCCUCUUCAGAAGGGUUGGCAACAUCAGCAGUUGUAGGUGCUGUCGAAAAGGCAAUAGACGCAAUAGAACGAGAUGAAGCUUUAGAUAACUCAAGCAGUGGUAGUGGCGGCUCUCAUGAUUUAAUCAUUGAUACAGCGAGUACUUCUCCCAUACAACAGCAAAAUACUGCAUUACCUAGGCCAAUAGUCGAUGUAAGCGGCCUCGAACUGUUGUCUAAUAGUAUUGAACAAUAUGAGAGAACAACUCCUGGAAAUAAUAUGCCAAGUUUAGAACCAGUUCCGUUAACGAUUGAUACGCGAACAACGACGAAACUAAACAUUAUGAUAAAGACGUCGCCUAAAUCACCGCUGAGAACUGCAGAAGUGGAAUCUCAUAGGAGAUUCGAGUUUCCCGCCACAGAACCUAGCACUAGUGAGCAGAAUAAACAGUCAUUCGAUGGUUUGGGUCUCCUAUGUGCAUUAGCAGAGCAGAGAAUAAUGCAAGAAGUCCAAGAAAGUCCCACAGUAAUGCCUUCUAGACCUUUCAUUAAGAGUGAAAUUCUAAGUCCUACCGAGAGACAACAAGAUAGAGACAGAUCUUUGGAGUCAAAAAAAGACAAACCAAGACAUAGAGAUGGCGAUUCAUCAAAUGAAAGGAGAAGAAAACGAAGCCAUGACAGAGACGAGCGUCAUAGACACAAAUUAGAAAAGAUUAGACGGCGUGAGAGAGAGAAAGAUGAUAGAAGAGGGGGAGGAGAAUUGGAAGCUAGUUUAAGACGAGUGACAGCAUGUACCUGUGGAUCGGCGGAUUGUUCGCACAAGCCCACAGUCAACGCUCAGGCAUUAAUAAGCGCGGUAGAAAAAGACAUGCAACAACGAUUGCUGGAACUUGAAAGAAAAUGUGACGAAAAGAGAGCUCAACUCAACGCAUUGACACCUCCGUUGCCUGUGCUAUCGGGUCCUUCUACACCUUCCACUCCUGCCUUGUCACCUGAUUCAGAUAGAGGAUCAUCGAAGAAGAGAAAAGUGGGACGACCUCGGAAAGUAUCCAGUCCAGAUUCGACGGAAACUAUAGUUGCCAAGAAGCCGAAGUCAAAGAGCAGGCUCGUAGGAUACUUACUCGCUAAAGGCAAGCUUAAGGGGGGAAUAUUGUGCUCGAGAGGUGAACCAUCGAGAGAAGAUGCUAGAACGAGUAAAGUGCGUCCUAAAUUGAAAGCUGAGCCGAUAUUAAAGACUUAUUCUGAAGAAGAUGAUCAUGAGUGGGGCCUUAACAGAUCUGCGAGUUCUUCAAUGGAGAGUCUCAAUGAAGUUCGGCAAAAAAAUCGAGAAAAAGUGGAAAAACUGGUUAGGAAACACUCUAGGGAUGAUAUGCCGGAAAUGGAAUUUGCUAUGCGCAGAGCUAGCCAUUCUAGUGACAGUGAGAAAGAAAGACGCCGCGCGAAGAAAAGGAGAAAGAGCGUCAAGUCUAAAGACAAAUCUGAUAAUACUAAAGACUCGACUCCUAUUUCUAAGCCACAAAUUUCAAGAUGUACCUUAACUGAAAACUUGUUAGAUACAUCGCCAAGAGUACUUACCGCCAUGGGUGGAUUAUUCUAUGCUGGAAAAUUAAGCGCAGUGCAAGCUCCCGAUGUGUAUGCAAUCACUCUGGAUGGAGAAAGAGGGAACAAGCCUCAUAUAUUGUCAAGAGAGGAAACUUUGAGAGAUGCGAUAUUGGAAGUAACUCCAAAAACGGUAGCGGAAUUGCCCUCAAAUACCCGAGUUUGCGCAUACUGGUCGCAACAAUAUCGUUGCUUAUAUCCUGGCACUGUCGCCGUCUCAUCACCAGACCCUAAUGGUGACACAUUCGUGGCAGUUGAGUUUGACGACGGAGAUUCGGGCAGAAUAGCCAUUGAAGAUAUUAGAUUUUUGGAGCCAAAUUACCCUGUUGUAGAAUAUGAAAAUCCGUUAUUCACGCUUGGCAAACGAAGAAGAAAUACUAGUAUGACCGAAGACAAAAAACCAAUUACAUCCGCUAGCGAAAUAAAACUGGAGGUUCCACUGAAGAUAGAAAUCGAAGACAAACACAAAGAUAGAAAGAAGCUUAAGAAACAUAGAAAAGACAAAAUCAAACGUCAAUCAAGCGACGACGAUCCAAACUCUAUCGAGCAUAUUAAAAAGAAGAAAAAGAAACACAAAUGUUGUGAAGAACAUUGCAAACACAGAAGACAUCACAAGAAACACCACAGGAAACACAGGAAAAGACAUCAUUCAAGCUGCAAAGAACACUCAAGUUCUUCAGGUGACGAUCACCAUCGCCACAAAUCGUCAUCCGAUUACGGAGAUUCCAAAUCGAAUGAAGACUCUGGGGAUUCGAAUGAUAGACUGUCUACUUUAAUAGCCGUAGAGAAAUCCCCAGACGAUAAAAUGAAAACGGUGAUAAAGAAAGCAGUGUUGUCUAAAAAGAGUUUGGUAAAGAAUGCUGUAUUGGACUUUAGCAAUUUGGGGAAGAUUGGGUUGAACAAAGAUGAAGGACAGAAGGACAAUUUGAAGGAUAGUGGUAUUGGGUUGGAGGAAGAGAUACCUUCCACUUCAGCUGGUGAAGUUCCAAAAAAGAAAGCCAAACGCCGCACAGUUUCAUCAACAUCAUCCGAUGGUGGUGCUGUAGGAGGCGGCGUGAGCAAAAUGGCUGCCUUUUUACCUGGUGGCGCUCUGUGGCACUGGCUAGGACCAGCGUACCGAAGGACGGCCAGGCCGAGGCAUAGAAAGCUGUUCUAUAAGGCCAUACAGAGAGGAGAGGAAACUUUACACGUUGGUGACGCAGCCGUAUUCCUGUCAACCGGCCGGCCUGAUCGACCAUACAUCGGUCGGAUCGUCGCACUAUGGGAGGCACGCGGAGCCAUGGCCGUGCGCGUAAAAUGGUUCUAUCACCCGGAGGAGACUGUACCUUGCCAGGAGCAAUUACAGUAUCCGGGUGGUCUGUUCGAGUCGCCACACACCGACGAAAACGACGUGCAAACAAUAUCGCACAAAUGCGAAGUGUUGCCCCUUGCUCAGUACAAGGAACGCAUGGGUGAUGACCCGGUUAAGUACAGCACUGUAUACGAUAAUAACGACGUCUACUACUUGGCCGGGCAUUACGAUCCUACGCCACAAACGAUGAAGAUGGAGCCAGACAUUCCUUUUGCGAAUAAAUCGAGCUCCUAAAUAUUUGUGAACUCCUAGUACUUUUUUGCGCUGUGGCAGAAAAAAAUGCACUUAUUGUAUUUUUGUCAGAAAAGGACAUAAGUCUUAAAAAGAAUAGUUACUAAUAUUUAAACGUUUUCUGCUUACAUGUUGUCCAUGCAGCGUCGCUAAAAAAAGUUCUAACAGCUAAUACGUCACGAGAAUGGCCAGUGUUAUUUUUAAAAACGAAUUAGUCAAAGGAUUACUUUUCAGCCGCCCCUCGUGUGUUGUUAUAAUGAUCGGUUAUAAAAAAGUCACCCGUCUAUCUCCAUUUAAAGUUACCCCCUUUGUUAUGUUAACGAUGUACGUUGGGAAAACGUGCUGGAUUUCGUGGUGGACAAUAGGCAGCGAUGGAAAGAGGCCGCGUAUGGUGAUGACAUGUGAUGUUUGUACUUUAAACGCAGUAAUCUCUCGGUGUAUAGGUAGUUAUAUACGUGUAUAUUCUAUUAUAUAUUAGUUUCUCCUCAUCGAAUGUCUAUAUUAAUCUUUAAUAUUGCAAUACUAUAUCAACUAGUCCCAUCUGUUAUUCAAAAUUCCAGUGUAGUCAUAUGUUUUGAGAGAAUUUUGAAAAAUUUUUUUUUAUAACAAAAUUUAACUUUUCGCAGAGUUUUUACAUUUUCGGUGAACUGUUUGUUGUAUUGUUGUGUUAACAUGUAUUUUUUUAAUGUUUUUUUUUCGGUUGAUAAUUUUAUGUUAAUCAAUGUAUACCUUUAUCGAAAUGGUGCUAGAAGCUUGAUACUACAUUAUUUUCGCUGUAGUUUAAGACUGUACAUAGGUGGAUCCUAGUUCUUAAGUUUAUAUACCUACACGAGAUAUUUCACAAAGUUUUUUAUUUCCGCUUACAAAAAAUGUUGUCAUUCAUUUCAAUUAUUAGUGGAUAAUUUCACAGGGUAUGUGGCCCUGAUUUUUAGCUAUCCUUUUCAUAUCGUGAAGUUACAAAAAGGGACUGAAACAGACAGGGAAAUAGAUAGAGGCGAGAGUGCGGUCGGAAUUAGAUAGGUUUUUGUACGAAGCGGCCAAAAGGUUUGUAAGAAAAAGUGGGAAAUAUUCAGCCUUAAAAUUGUUUCAUCAUACUGGAUAUCUAGUAAGCUAAUGUAAGUUCAAGACUCUCCGAUAGUUGAUGUUGCAUGCAGUGUGACAGCUCAGCAUAACCUGGUCGAGCAGGUAAAUUUAACGAUCCACAAAUUAAGAAGAGUCCACAUUGGACUUCAAUGUGUAUCAACUUAAACUGAAUGUUGCUUGGGUAAAACAUCAGAGACUAGUAAUAGGCGAGCUCUCACGUUUGAUGCGACCGAAUUGAUUAGUGGGGAGCCUUCAAUCUGAGGCCAAAAAUAUAGCUGGCCAAACUUCAGUUGUUUAGAGUGCGUCAUACUUUUUUUUGUUAUUAUCAUUAAUAAUUUAAUAAGUGUAAUAAUUUAAGUUCUAAGUUAAGGCUUCUUUGAUUUCUAUCAAUAUAAAAAUAAAAACUAAAAAUUAUAUUAUUGGAAUUAUAAAAUCUUAAGAGAAACGAAAGUGCGAAUUUGGUAACAAUAUUUUAGAAAUUGGUAUUUUUAUAUUAUGGAUAGAGAACAUUUUUAUUUUAAAUUAAUAUAAAAAAAAAUAAGUAUGAAUAAGUACAAACUCAUUGAGGUACGGCUCGGCCCACUGUAUGUAUACUAAACUGGUAUUAAUUCAUUUGGAACGGUUAAAACAAUCUUUUGCGUGAAUAAAUUCACCUGUAGAAAAGAAGGUUUUAAUUAAGAAUUAUUCCUAACUAGAUGUAGCGUGUAUUCAAGAGGGGAAGCCAUAAAAAUAUUAGCAUUAAAGAUUAAUAAUAUAUCAGCAUGAAUAAUAUAAAGAUUAUAAAUAAAUACGCUUAAAUAAAAUAUUUUUGG